GGUGGUUGGGAAAGCGUUCCGUCACGUGACAGUUGUAGCGUAGUAGAGCGAUAAUGAUGAUGAUGGAGGAGGAGCCGGCGCCUCAGCUGAGUGGAGACAGCGGCAAUGUCUCCCAGAGCCACAGCAGCGCCUCAGGCCUCGCCGAGGAAGAGGAGGAGGAGGAGGAAGAAGAAGGAGGGGACGCCGGGCGAGGGGAGCUAUUGCUAGCCGCCGACUACGCUGCUUACCUGCUCCCUUCGCCCUUCGGAGGAGGAGGAGGAGCCGCCUCGACUGGGCAGAUUGAAACCUUAGACAAGAGUCUGGAAGAUUUACUGACGAGGGUAGAUGAAUUUGUGGGCAUGCUAGACAUGAUUCGAAGUGAUUCCUCUCAAGUAAUAAAUGAAAGUGUGCCACAUAUUCAUGCAAAGGCUGUGGAAAUGAGGCAGCUAUACAGAAAGAUAGACAAAUUGGAGGCCUUUGUUAAAAUGGUUGGAAAUAGUGUUGCUGGAAUGGAGGAACAGAUCACAAAAGCAGAAUCAGAUCUUGGAACUUUUCCAAAUACUUUAAAAAAGUUUCUACACACAAUUAAUGUGCCAUCUUUUCUUAACUCAUCUUCCUCAAGACAGAAUCAAACCUCAUAUGAACCUCCUGAUCUCUUCAAGACUGAAGACUACUUUCCUUGUCUUGGUGAAGCACAGCAUAUAUGACUUAAUUGACAAUGAUAUUUUCCAAACAAUAGUAUUGUGAGUGAGAACCAUGCUAGUGUUCAGGUUGUUGCUCUUGUUUGAAAACAGUGGCCUGUUGCCUUCCUAUGUGUUUCAGUCUGUCUUCAUCAGCUUUUACUUUAGCUUUGUUUUGCUUUGAAUAUGCUAGUUCUCAUGUCUUCCUAAAAGCUCAGAAAAAUAUAUCCCUAACUGGCUGCUAACCUUAUCAGUAAGCUAACUUGAAUAAAGGGGAGGGAUUUGGGUGAUAGCAAAGAGCAAAUGCACUUUUUCCCUGCCAGUGCAAUCAACCACUUUUCCCCACUCUCAAAACAAUAAAUGGGGAGAGGAGGAAAUUAUUACCUACCAUCUUUUACCUUUCCAAGUUAGAAAGUAGCAAGGAAGACAGAGGGGUUAAAGCUUAAUGUAAAAAGGAGAUUCCUUUCUUACAUCUACUCCCUGUUAAGUUCCAGACCCCUAUCCCUUUUUGCUUUGCCAGAAUGAAAGACUAGAAAAGGCAAGAGGAAGAAGCAAAUGAAGUGUUCUGUCAGUCAUUUGUGCUCUAUCCUCUUUUGUCUUUCAGGCAGAAAUGGAUUUCCAAGUAGAGGGAAGAAGUCAAGUAAAAGAAUUCUCCUUUCAACAAAAAACUGGGAGAUAAUAUUAAUAAUAAUAGUUUCUAUUUGUAUCUUCCCGCCUCUCCCAAAGGAUCGAGGCGGGAUCACAUAUUGACCUAAGGAGAACCAGUUGCCAAAAGUGUAGUACUUCCUUUUUCUUGGCUAACUUCUUUAGGAAUUUUGAAUGAAGGGCCAUUUAUAAUUAUUGAAAAAUAAAUAGGAAAAAAGUACAUUUGUGUUUUGCAGCUGCUGCUAUUAAUCUACAUAUCACAGGGAUUUUUAAAAAAAUAGUUCUGUGGUACUUUUAAGUGCAAUAAGGACCAAACUAUAUGCAUUCUUGUCUUUAAUGAACGUGUGCAGAUUCUAUUCAGUUUUGGGGGGAAAUCCAUUGUAUGAAUGGAGAAAUGAAAAGCUCCACUGUCUGAACCACUGCAGAGUAAAAUAAAAAGCAGUAUAUGCUGAUUGCUGUAACAUUUGGGCAGCAGACCUCUGAGAAAGUCUUUUUUGAUGAGUAUCCUAAAAUGUUUGUAUAUAAUGCCAAAACUGUGAUGACCAAAGCUCUUAUAACUGAAACUUUAAUUAAAACUUUAAAUACAAUUCUU
Messenger RNA from Sceloporus undulatus (fence lizard), 1896 nucleotides. RefSeq names its product biogenesis of lysosomal organelles complex 1 subunit 4 (gene BLOC1S4). The transcript is spliced from 5 exons. The record is from RefSeq and is a predicted model, not a curated record. Gene Ontology annotation, cellular component: BLOC-1 complex. Lineage: Eukaryota; Metazoa; Chordata; Lepidosauria; Squamata; Phrynosomatidae. Bases 54 to 686 code for a protein of 210 amino acids.